AUGGAGACAGCUGGCAAUCUUUUCAUGCGCAUUCCUGCCGAACUAAGGAGCAUUAUCUACGAAUACGCUUUGACAGAAGACCAUCCUUUGAGUGUUAAGAAACCAAAUGGUCAUGCCAUCUACGCAGCAUUGCACCCGCAGCUUCGAGACCGGCACCACCUGCAAAUUCUCUCAACAGGCUUGUCACAUCCCUACGGCGUUCGUAAAACUGCUGAAGCGAACCAGCUGCGCUUCACUAACAAGCAAAUGUACCACGAGACACGCGGGCUUUCACUGCACUACAACGCCAUUGAAUUCACUAACGUUGAAGACGCGCAUUACUUCCUUAAACGCUGCGCAACCUUGCACCUCAGCAAGCUUCGACUGGUCACCAUCCGAUGGGCGGAUCAGAACACGUUCGGCGUCCCUGAUCCCAAGAUAUGGCAGAAUAUAUCGAAUUUCUGCCAACUCUAUCCAAGCGCCAUGGUGCGCGUCCACGUCUCGGAUCGGUCGCCGAAUACACUGCACACUCUUCUCUGGCUGGCCAGAUACGAAGCGCAAAUACGCGAUACCAGGUCUCUUUUCACUGCGCUUAUUGAAGAAAAUUCCGUGUUUCGAGAUGUCGUCCGUCCUUGUCUACCACUCGCGCCCGGAAUGCCUGUUGUCCAUGACAGUCUUCGCUUCUUCCCUGCUGCGGAAGUUUUCGAUGAGGAGGAGUUCGUGCGCAACGCCGAUAAUCGGCAUUCUUUCCUCGUACUCCCUCUCGCAUUGAGAUUAGGUGGUUUUAGAGGAGGGCUGGAUGGCUUGGUGAGCUUGAUGAAACAUGUUGUCGAGCAUGGUGCUUGA
Messenger RNA from Parastagonospora nodorum SN15, 825 nucleotides. RefSeq lists its product as hypothetical. The record is from RefSeq and is a predicted model, not a curated record. The coding region runs from base 1 to 825 and encodes 274 amino acids. Lineage: Eukaryota; Fungi; Ascomycota; Dothideomycetes; Pleosporales; Phaeosphaeriaceae. The transcript has a single exon.